CAAAAAAUGAAAAUAAUUAUACUAAUAAUUAAAAGAAAAAGAAAAAGAAAAAGGAGCCAAGAAAAAAAAAAAAGAAAAUAGUCAGUCCUGUUUUUUCACCAGUUUUCUUUUGCUUUUAUUUAAGAAGUCGUUUCCUCAGCCAAAAGGGAAAGAAAUAUCACUCACACUUUCUAUCUCAAUUCAUGGCUUCCAGCAAAGCUCUCUGCUUCCUUCUGUUUGUGGCCAUCUUCUCCGUCUCUGCUUUUGCUGCAGAAGACAAUGAGGCUCAGCAAGACCCUGGUUUGGUCUUGAACUUCUACAAGGACACGUGUCCCCAGGCUGAAGACAUCAUCAGGGAGCAAGUCAAGCUUCUGUACAAGCGUCACAAGAACACCGCUUUCUCCUGGCUCCGAAACCUCUUCCAUGACUGCUUUGUUCAGAGCUGUGAUGCAUCCCUGCUGCUGGAUUCAACCAGGACCGUGCUGUCCGAGAAGGAAACAGACAGGAGCUUUGGAAUGAGGAACUUCAGGUACCUUGAAGAAGUCAAAGAAGCAGUGGAGAGGGAAUGCCCCGGUGUUGUUUCCUGUGCUGAUAUCCUCGUCUUGUCUGCCAGAGAUGGAAUUGAAUUGGUGGGAGGACCACACAUCCAACUGAAAACAGGAAGAAGAGAUGGAAGGAGGAGCAGAGCAGAGAUUCUGGAGCAAUAUUUGCCAGACCAUAAUGAAAGCUUGACUGUUGUUCUUGAAAGAUUUGCAUCUAUUGGAAUUGAUACCAAAGGAGUGGUAGCUUUGUUAGGUGCUCACAGUGUGGGAAGAACCCACUGUGUUAAAUUGGUUCACAGGUUAUACCCAGAGGUUGAUCCAUCAUUCCCAGCAGACCAUGUUGAACACAUGCUGAAGAAAUGCCCUGAUGCAAUUCCUGACCCAAAGGCCGUACAGUAUGUGAGGAAUGACAGAGGCACACCCAUGAAACUAGACAACAACUACUACAGGAACAUUUUGGACAACAAGGGACUGUUGCUGGUUGACUACCAGUUGGCUAAUGACAAGAGAACCUUGCCUUUGGUCAAGAAAAUGGCCAAGAGCCAAGAUUACUUCUUCCAGGAGUUUGCUAGAGCAAUCACCAUCCUUUCUGAGAACAACCCUCUUACUGGAACCAAGGGAGAGAUCAGGAGGCAGUGCAAUGUUGCCAACAAGCUCCACCAUGAUGCUUAAGAAAGAGAUGGAGACAGAAAUAAAAUUGGCAAGAAAAUGUGUUUACAGAUUUUGCCAAUAGCUAUGUGGUCAAAUGGCGAUGAAGUUUGGUGCUGUGUAGAGAAUGAUGAUGCUUCAGAAUUUGUCAUUGUAGGUUUUGUUUUUCUGAAUCAAUUGGCCAUGGUUUGGUAGUAACUGGUUGUGUUUGGCAUGGCUAAAUCAAACAAAUGUUAUUGUUUAUGUGAAAAUGUUGAUGAUGUUGUAAGAUAAAUGAAUAUCAAUGUCUUCUGUUUUCUCUUCAGAAUCCUUCUCUCCAUAUUGCAAUUAUUGCAUUACAUCCAUUGGAACUGUGACAAUAAUGUUGCAGUACAGAAAAUUUGAUAUAGCAGAGUAGGGCCUUCAAGAAAGCUAAACAAUAGUUAUAUACAUUAUGAAGGAUAAGAUUCUUGCAAAACAAAACUGAUUCCACUUUCACUUCAUCCAAAUAUACAAAGUUUCCCAUUGUGGACCAGUAGGUAGACGAGUAUACAAAUACUCAAAAUUGGGGUUUACAAUUUUGCAUAUG
This is a messenger RNA of Oldenlandia corymbosa var. corymbosa, 1737 nucleotides long. NCBI's taxonomy places the organism in Eukaryota, Viridiplantae, Streptophyta, Magnoliopsida, Gentianales, Rubiaceae. The record is from the annotation of a GenBank genome assembly.